CUGUACGGCUUCCGCUCGGCCGAGCCCAACUCGCUGCCGUUUGCCGCCGGCGAGACCUUCCUGCUGCUCGAGCGCAGCAACCAGCACUGGUGGCUCGUGACGCGCGCGGGCUCCGGCGAGACGGGCUACGCACCCGCCUCCUACCUGCAGCGUAUCCAGGUACUGGAACAAGAUGUGGUUCUGCAGUCUAUUGAUCGAGCCAUUGAGGCUAUACACAAUGCAGCUAUGAAGAAUGGGGGCAAGUACAACUUGGAGCAGAGGGAUGUCCUCCAGAAGUUGAUCCACCAUCGAAAGGAGACUGUAUCCCGCAAAGGCCACUCGCCAGCCAGUCAGGGCAUGACUAUGACCCCGUCCUCUAGUGAUCACCAUUUAGAUAUGGCACGGCAGCCCAAUGGGGUGUGCCGGACAGGAUAUGAGCGACACCACAGCCUCCCUAACACCGAGCUCCAAGAGAAUGAGGAAAGUCUUUACCAGAUCCCACCGCAGCCACGCCGAGCUGCUCCCGUCACGCCACCACCACCAGAAAAGCGCAAGAGCACGCAGACAGCAGUGCCCAUUAAAAAUGCUGUGGAAAUCACCUCUGGGUCAGCUUCUGGUGCCUCUUCUGUGAGCUCCACUUCCCUCGAUAGCUUGUACACUGGUUCCACUCCCUCGGAAAUGUGUCUCCCAACAGCCACUUCCAGUCCCACCAACACCCCGCCACCCGUGCCCAGCAGGAGUGCCCACACUACUGUAUCACGCAGCUUGGAUUUUGGCUCUUCUGUCCACACACAGCAUGAGACUUCAGGAAAGGAUGGUAUAACUAGAUCUCCUCAGACCAAGAGGGCUGCCCCGGCCCCUCCAACUGAAGCAGGGCUUCAGAGGUGUCUCACUGUGGAUGGGGAGAAGAAUCCACAGGUCAAGAAGACCACUCCGGCUCCCCCAGUAGGCUUAGAAGCCUUCAACUCGCUUUCCCUUGAAGAGAAAAAGGCAACUGCCCUGGAGUCCCUGGCCCCAGAACCCAACAGCCUGGCUGUAUCAGUGCCGAAGACGAUUGGUGCUGAGCUAAUCGAGCUGGUGCGCAGAAACACAAACCUGAGCUAUGAGCUGUCCCGGGUGGCCAUCGGCGUGGUGAUUGGCCACAUACAGAGCAACGUCCCAGCGACCAGCAGCAUCAUGGAGCAGAUUCUCAUCUCCCUAGUGGAAAGCAAGAAUCUGAGUUCUGGGCUGCCAUCGGGACAGAUCUGCCAUGAUGAACAGAGGCUUGAGGUGAUCUUUGCCGAUCUGGCCAGGCAUAAAGAUGAUGCUCAGCAGCGCAGCUGGGCUCUCUAUGAAGACGAAAAUGUCAUCUGCUGCUACCUGGAAGAGCUGCUUCGCAUCCUGACAGAUGCAGAUCCUGAGGUUUGCAAGAAAAUGUGCAAGAAGAAUGAGUUUGAAUCAGUCCUGUCCCUUGUGGCCUAUUAUCAGAUGGAACACCGAGUGCCACUCCGCCUGCUGCUGCUGAAGUGCUUUGGAGCCAUGUGCAACUUGGAUGCUGCUAUUAUCUCCACGCUCGUUAACUCUGUCCUCCCCAUGGAGUUGGCCCGAGACAUGCAGACUCAUACACAAGAUCAUCAAAAGAUGUGCUAUUCUGCACUGGUGCUGGCAAUGAUAUUCUCUAUGGGAGAGCCGCUGCCAUAUCAUCACUACGAACACCUUAACUCACAGUUUGUCCAGUUCUUGUUGGAGGUGAUUGAGGAUGGACUGCCCUCAGACACAACAGAUCAGCUGCCUGACUUAUUUGUUAAUGUCCUGCUGGCCUUCAAUCUCCACAUUCCAGUCCCAGAGCACAAUGUGAUCAUGACUACGAUAAGCAAGCACUCCAAUGUCAAGACUUUCACAGAAAAGCUGCUGCUACUGCUGAACAGGGGAGAUGAUCCUGUCUGCAUCUUCAAGCACCAGCCCCAGCCGCCGCACUCAGUGCUGAAGUUCCUCCAGGACAUCUUUGCCAGCAAGGACACGGCCAGCAUCUUCUAUCACACAGACAUGAUGGUGAUGAUCGACAUCACGGUGCGGCAGAUUGCAGACCUUUCCCCAGGAGACAAGCUGCGGAUGGAAUAUCUCUCUCUAAUGCAUGCGAUCAUCCGCUCCACACCCUAUCUGCAGCAUCAGCACCGCCUCUUGGACCUCCAGGGGAUCCUGCAGCGCAUUCUGGCUGAGGAGGAGGAGGGGCAGCAGUGCCAGAUGGACAAGAUGAUCAUCUGGGAGAUGUAUAAGGAGUUCCCAGAGAUUGCUUCUGGCACCAGCUAACCGGACCUCGCACUGGACCAAGAGAACCACUUGGAUCAUAAACAUCUCUUGUUGACACUUCCUCCCCAUCCCUGUCCAGUACAGCUCAUACCUUGUUAUUCCUUCAGGUGAGGCCUAGCGUUCAGAUAAUGCCAAAGGGCCUUUUAGAAGUGUCUGCAGUGCAGGACCCCAGUGGAAAGCGCCCCCCUGAGUUCUUCCUCCCCUAGGAGAGCUCUGACACUGAGUUGAAAGCGGAUUGGCACAAGGGUGCGGAUUCGUUACUGGGCCUGGGAUAGGAGGGUGGUUACCUGUCUGAGUGUAGACAACAGGGGCUUAUCAGGCUGGCCGGCCUUGUGUGUUCAGCUCUGCUGGUGUUUUGAGGUCCUAAAGCAAGAGGCCUUUGCCUUAGCCUAUCCCUUCUCCAUAUGCAUCUCUCCCUGCAGUUACCCAGGUGAGUCCACCAGUGCUUGGAAGAAGCUUCUGUAACAUCUGUUUUGUUCGCUGCUAGUGCAAAAGUGCCACAGGCCUGGCAAGGGAGGCACUAACUGGAUCUCCAGUACAGUGUCUGGGGAGCCAUACCUGCUUCACCCCAGGCUUCAUUCUAGGUUGCAGCCUGCCAGCCUGGCUGGGGUCUCCCCCAACAGCUGCUUGCUCUGGUUUGCUUCCAUCAUGCUGCUUAGGUUUGAAUCCCAUGUGCACUGUGCUGGCACAGAAGUAAUGGUUGUCGCAGCGACGUUGUUCCCAGAAGCCUCUGGCCUCAACACAGGCCUGAGGCAUGUCCUGCUUGGUGACAGCUGUAGCCUGCCUCCUGCUGUCUGCCCAGUUGUUUCCUCUGGUGUGUAGCUGGGAGCAGGGAGUGCUGCCUUUACCGCCUGUGGAUUUCUUGCCUUGAGCUUAGUAGUGAUUGGCUCUGCCUUGCCGUAUCCCCUCUCCCUGUGACAGGGUGCUUGAGCCUGGCAUUGUCGCUCUGUGAACGUGCACGUGUGGAGACCCCUUUAGUUCGAUAUCUUCUAGGGACCUAGCAAAAAUUCCUGUCACAGAUGUGGUCCCCAACUGACCCGGGUCUGUUGAGCAUGGCACUCUGCCCAUGCUCUGUCACUAACCAGAGGACCCUCUUCUGGAGCUUGGCAGUGCUCUGCAUAGAAGCCAUUGGAACUGGAUAUGCUUUAAACAACAGGUUGUUAAAGCAUAACUAAAGCCACGGGCCAUGGGUGUGAAGCCCUGGGAAGGGCACUGGUUGUAAAGCUCAAAAAGUGGGAGUGGGACGGGAGGUUGUUUUUGGCCUUCCCACGGUGAACAAACAGCCCCAUGAGAAACCUCUGUUCCCCUGUACAAAUGUAUGAUCGUCAAAGCGACCUGUAUUUUCUUAAACACUAAAGUGACUGUAACUUGCAAAGGAAUAAACAUCUUAACUGUGCAAA
Molecule: messenger RNA, 3668 nt
Organism: Gavialis gangeticus (Gharial)
Lineage: Eukaryota; Metazoa; Chordata; Crocodylia; Gavialidae
Gene: NCKIPSD
Product: NCK interacting protein with SH3 domain
Exons: 13
Biological process (GO): endocytosis
Molecular function (GO): protein binding; Arp2/3 complex binding
Source: RefSeq, a predicted model, not a curated record